AUGGAUGUCAUUAAAAGCUCCACCAAAGUGGUUGCACAUGAGUGCAGAACCUUAUGCAGAAAGAGCACUCAGUCACUUCUAAUGCUGAAAACUCAUGAUGACAUUAUGAAUUUCACAUGGGAAAAGUUUUACCAUGAACUUACAGCCAGGUGCCCAGGACUUUGUUCCAUUUUGUCAGCAAUUGUGAGUGAUGUGCCAAUACAAGCAACCAGCAAGGCAUUCCGCCACAUGUUGAUGACAGCAGCAGUUGGUCUUCAUGGUAGAUCCCAAGACAUGUCAGCCCUCCAGUACAUAUCAGGCUUUCUUCUCACCCAUGGUGGUUGUACUCAGAAGGCUAUUCAGAGGCUGUCACAGAUAGGAUUCACUAUGCAUCCAGUUACAUUACAUCAGAAGCUGCUUUCUUGGGAAAGUGAGCUUAGCUCAGAGAUCAAGGAUAUGAAGAAUGAAUGGGCUGCUGGAGGACAGAAGAAGUAUCAACUGAUUGGUGACAAUUGGGAUAAAAACAUUCUGCCAUCCUACAGGACCUCGGACAGGAAAACUGUAUCACUUCAUCUGUUUAACAUGUAUGCCAUUGUUGACAGAAUCUGCCCACAGCCAUCUGCAUCCUAUACAAAAGUUAUAAAUGCCAUUGAUUUGGACUGUUUGACCUUUAUACCAUCAAAGGAAGAGCAGGCUUUGCUUCUGAGAGAGAUGACAUUCCUGUUUUCAACAUCAGUCAUUGCUAAUCACCCUGAGCUGAACAGCAAGUUUGGAAAAAUCUUCCCUCAGCAUCUACCACAUGAAUACAGUCACCUAGCAGGAAUCAAGACAAGCCAGUAUCCACUUGGGCUUUUUGACUGUAAUGAAAACAAGACACAGGAUGUCAUAAAGCUCUUGACUGAUCUCACCGAAGAGUAUGUGCCAUUCGCCGAUGGAGAAAUAGUGGAAUCAGUAUUUCUGGGAGGUGACAGACUUACUGAUGAAAGGGUUCAGUGCGCUCAACAGUCUGUAGGAAAUGGAUUAACACCGAAAGACAGACUUGAAGGAUUCAUCUCAAAGAUAGAGGAUUUUCACAGACUGAUGAAUUUACUCGAGGCAAUACACAAGAUGAGUUACAGCACAAAAAGUGGAAAUGACAAGGGAACUGUGUAUUUCUUCAGGAACCUGCUGAACAUGAGAAAUGUAAAGGGAGAUGUGAAAAAUGCUUAUCGGCCCUUUAAAAUAUUGUAUUACAUCAUCUUGGAUGCAAUAUGCUUGCUGCUGUUCUUACACCAUUUGCAUUUGGAUGACCCUGACACCAAGAUAAGCUUUCCUGACAACUUCACUGACCUGUCAGCAGGGGAAAGGGUACAGUGGCUGAAUGAUAUCUCAGAGGAAAUCAUUAAAGAGUGGUUUUUUGAAGAUUCAGAGGACAUUUGUGAAUCUCUGAGAAGGGUUCUUUCAAAUCCUGAACAUCAGGAAAACUACUGGGUGUCAAACCUUGAUGAAGGCCGUGUCAAGUGUCAUUUUUGUGAAAAGACAUAUGCAUAUAUUGGGUCACUUAAGGCACAUGAAGCAAAGUUUCACAAUGUGAACAUUCAGAAAAAGAAACCAAAAAGCAAAACCAAGAAAUCAGAUCAGUUGAAAGACCAUCUUUUAAUGGUGUUUAAGCUGACAAUGCUUCACAAGAACUUAGACCAAGCUGUUGACAUGGCUGAUGGUUGUCGAUCUGUUCGCUCCGCAAAGUAUGAACUUCCAUUGUACAACAAGACAAACAAGGUGAAAUAUGUCAUCGGUUCGGUACAUUUAACUGCCCUUACUUCAGGCACUUUGCCAGCAGAACAGAGCGAGCGACUUGUCGCUAAUCGAUUUGUGAAUUUGCAAGGGGGAAAAAACAACAACAUUGCUCUUGAUGAGUACUUGGAAAUGCUAAAUCGGGACAGCAAAAUUGCAUGUUCCGGCCACAAGACCAAAGAGAGUAUCAUUCAGCAUUCCAAGGAGUACCCACAUCUUACCCAGUCUGUGCGGAAUUUUGAAGACAUUUGCAAUCUGAAACAGAGGAAGGGAUUUCAUCACUUGCCAAACUAUGGUGCCGAUGUACACAAGGUACUGAGUGAACUGAGACAAUUAGAUGUGCUCACAACGAAACCUGAGCGUUCACUCCACUGCAAGGAUCUGUGUAGUGACAGGAAUCCAUUUGCCAACAGUGAAUCAAAUCUGUCUACCAUGAUACAUCGUCACAAACCAACAGUCCCCUUUGCACGUCUCCGCAACAAGCAUAUUUGAUUGUGAAACAAGCUGUGAUAUUAAUUCACCGGGGAUAUGUGAUGUGUGCUCACUUUUGACUUGUUAUUCAAGUUCACUGAUGUUCAAAGCAUUACAUUCAACAUCAUAAUAGUGUUGAACACUCUGAUAAGCCUUUUUGUGCCAGAAUAUUAUAAGGCAAUAUUAACUGCAUGUCCAAAUGUUUAUUGCAAUAGAAAGUUUAAAAGCUUGAUUGUAAUUUCCAACAGGUGUGUAUGUAUCUUUAGAGUAACUGUUAAUCACAAUCACCAUCUCGAUAUUCUCAAAUUUAAACUAGUAACUCUUCAGGUUAGAUUUAGUUAUUAUUUCUAAAAAUAUGUUAUAGAACAAAGAGAGGUAAAUCAUGUGGAUGGUAAUAUUUUAAUAUCCUUGAUCAAACAUCUUGACAUUUACAUUGACAAUAAUCCUGUGUAAAUGGGAGUUAAGAUCAUCUUUGUGCUAAGACCGAUUUGAGGCUGUGUUACAGCAUGGGAGUUAAGAUCGUAUUUGUGCUAAGACCGUUUUAAGGCUGUGUUACAGCAUGGGAGUUAAGAUCAUCUUUGUGCUAAGACCGAUUUGAGGCUGUGUUACAGCAUGGGAGUUAAGAUCGUAUUUGUGCUAAGACCGUUUUAAGGCUGUGUUACAGCAUGGGAGUUAAGAUCGUAUUUGUGCUAAGACCGUUUUAAGGCUGUGUUACAGCAUGGGAGUUAAGAUCAUCUUUGUGCUAAGAUCGUUUUGAGGCUGUGUUACAGCAUGGGAGUUAAGAUCAUCUUUGUGCUAAGACCGAUUUGAGGCUGUGUUACAGCAUGGGAGUUAAGAUCGUAUUUGUGCUAAGACCGUUUUAAGGCUGUGUUACAGCAUGGGAGUUAAGAUUGUAUUUGUGCUAAGACCGUUUUGAGGCUGUGUUACAGCAUGGGAGUUAAGAUCAUCUUUGUGCUAAGACCGAUUUGAGGCUGUGUUACAGCAUGGGAGUUAAGAUCGUAUUUGUGCUAAGACCGAUUUGAGGCUGUGUUACAGCAUGGGAGUUAAGAUCGUAUUUGUGCUAAGACCGUUUUAAGGCUGUGUUACAGCAUGGGAGUUAAGAUUGUAUUUGUGCUAAGACCGUUUUGAGGCUGUGUUACAGCAUGGGAGUUAAGAUCAUCUUUGUGCUAAGACCGAUU
Messenger RNA from Haliotis rubra (blacklip abalone), 3401 nucleotides. RefSeq lists its product as uncharacterized. Lineage: Eukaryota; Metazoa; Mollusca; Gastropoda; Lepetellida; Haliotidae. The transcript has 5 exons. The record is from RefSeq and is a predicted model, not a curated record. Bases 1 to 2244 code for a protein of 747 amino acids.